AUGUCGAAAAACUUCGACAACUCAUCAGCCUAUGGGAGAGCUGAGAAAAUCCUUGGAUUCACGCAGCGGCGCCGCAGCGACUGCGUCAACGGAAGCACCCUGCAGUUCUCCGUCCAGACGACUCGAGUCCGAUCCCAUAACGAUGGCUUCUUCCGCCAACUCCGGGAGGAACUGACAGCAAAGUGUGCAAGGAAUGACCGGAAGAAAUAUUGGACUGAAACAUCGGCCUCCAUGAAGCAGGUCUCACACGUUGGUCACGGUAGAAAACUCUAUCAAAUUGUUGGCCAAGUUAAUGGUAUGUCCUCCGUAAUUAGCACGCUUGUUCGCGAUGUGAAUGACGGCUUUAGUGCUGACAACUCGGCCAAGGUUGGUCGUUGGUGUGAUCACUUAGAGCACCUUCUCAAUUCUGGUGAGGAGCUCAUUAAACUCUCGUUCUCCUCUGCAGCGGAGUUUUAUUCCGAUCCGACCUAUGCAGUGGCAUGCAACCCGCCCUUUGGGAGAGAAAUUGCCGAUGCAAUACAGAGGCUGCACAAAAAGGCGCCCGAGGUGGACCGAAUUCCCCCUGAAAUCUGA
Molecule: messenger RNA, 573 nt
Organism: Spirometra erinaceieuropaei
Lineage: Eukaryota; Metazoa; Platyhelminthes; Cestoda; Diphyllobothriidea; Diphyllobothriidae
Source: the annotation of a GenBank genome assembly